Monosiga brevicollis MX1 is the source of this 1882-nucleotide messenger RNA. RefSeq lists its product as uncharacterized. The coding region runs from base 1 to 1734 and encodes 577 amino acids. Lineage: Eukaryota; Choanoflagellata; Craspedida; Salpingoecidae. Gene Ontology annotation, cellular component: membrane; endomembrane system. The transcript has 15 exons. The record is from RefSeq and is a predicted model, not a curated record.
AUGGGCCGGCCUGGGUGUUGCACGACCGUGCUGGGCCUCAUCGCCUUGGCCUACGUGGGCGUAAUGGUGGUCAAUAUUGCCGUCAUCUGGUUCCCAACCACGUGUAGCCUGCCGGACAAGUGUUUGCAGCCGGCCUUUGAUUGUGAUCAGGCCUUGGAUCUAUACCUGUACACGGGGCUCCGCGAUCGCUUUUCUUUCAAGAAAAUGGCUGAAACCGAGCCUGACCUGAGCAUCUUCAAUGUUCAUCUGAAUGAGUCCCGCACUUGGUCUGCGCUGCCCCCGCCUGCUCGAAUCAACAGACACUGCCACACCUUAGAUGCCCCGCCCGACAUCCUCUCACCAUACCCGUUAUCCCACCUCAUCUCUGAUCUCACGUUCCGGGCCCGUCAGGUCGGCUUUAAAGUGGAAGCUCAACCUGAUUACUACGGCCAGAUGAAGACGGUCUCUGUGGUCACACGGCUCACCAAGCGGCGCGUGCGCCAGGAUCUCAACAAAUCCAUGCUUGUGGGCAGCGGUCAGGAAGCAACGGAAGUACAAGCCACAGCUGAUCAAUUGACCGGCAUUGAUGGACAACCCGUCAAUCACUGGCGCCUGCGUGCCCGCAUGGAGCUUGUGACGGAUGCCAAGCUCUAUCCGCGAUCACACAAGGAAUGGCCUGUCAACCUGUUUUCGAGCCACGGCCAGUAUCGCCCCCCUGCCCACAUCAAUGAGCUGGCUGCCUCCGAGUUCGAUUGGCAGCUCUUAAGCAGCAACGUGAGCCGCGGCAACGCCACCUUGGAGUUUGAGCUGCGACCCAUCAGCAUGGGCCAUUUGCGCUUCAUGACCACCAUGGCCGAUGCUUUGACCAUGCUUCAAGACAACUAUGGUUUCUCAGACAAGGAUCUUGAUGACGUCAAAGCCAUCUUUAUCAACACCAACCUCCAGCUCCUUGCCCUCACCUAUGCCGUUACCAUUCUGCACCUGGUCUUUGAUUACUUGGCCUUCAAAAACGACAUUGGCUUUUGGAAAGGCCGCAAGGAUUUGGCUGGCCUCUCGCGUCGUACAAUUCUCUUCAACUUUGUUUGUACCCUCAUCAUCUUUCUCUACUUGCUGGAUAACGACAGCACCAGCAUGCUGGUGCUGCUCAGCGUCGGUGUGUCGGUCCUGGUCGACUUUUGGAAGGUGACCAAAGUUCUUCGUACACAGAUCGAAUUCAAUGGCCUGUUGCCUACCAUCAAGUUUGAAGCUGUGCGUAGCCAAGCCGAGGAUGAAACAGAACAAUUCGAUGCCACCGCCAUGGUCUACUUGGGCUGGGUAUUGUUGCCCCUGGUGAUGGGUGGAGCGCUGUACAACCUCGUGUACACCCCCCACAAGAGUUGGUACUCCUGGCUUUUGCAAAGCCUUGCCAACGGUGUCUAUGCCUUUGGCUUUGUACUCAUGACUCCGCAGCUUUUCAUCAACUAUCGGCUCAAAAGCGUCGCUCAUCUCCCUUGGCGUGUCCUCAUGUACAAAGCGUUCAACACCUUUAUUGAUGACGUCUUCAGCUUUAUCGUGACCAUGCCGACGGCGCAUCGACUCGCUUGCCUUCGAGAUGACCUCGUCUUUGUGGUUUACCUCUACCAGCGCUGGCAAUAUCCGGUCGACAAGGCGCGUGUCAACGAGUAUGGAUUUAGCUAUGAGAAGGACGAUGGCACGCCCGACGUGGCUGCCGUGGACCAAGCGCCCACGUCAGCGGCUGAAAAGAAAGAACAAUAGGCAGCCUUCAACGUUGACUCCAGCGAGUGAGAUCGCCUCAAAGAACAUUGCAGAUUUGUGCAUGGCGUGUCAGACAUACCUGCGUGAGAGACCGCCAACAUCAACGGCCCCGAGUGUGCCCGCCAAUUCAAGCGCCGAGCGUACAUUC